Messenger RNA from Brassica napus (rape), 519 nucleotides. RefSeq names its product copper transport protein ATX1-like. The record is from RefSeq and is a predicted model, not a curated record. Gene Ontology annotation, molecular function: metal ion binding. NCBI's taxonomy places the organism in Eukaryota, Viridiplantae, Streptophyta, Magnoliopsida, Brassicales, Brassicaceae. The transcript has 3 exons. The coding region runs from base 152 to 385 and encodes 77 amino acids.
UCACAAUGGAAAAAAAAAGCUAAGAAUAUAUUCGUUGAAUUGGUCAAAGCUGCAUUCGUUUAAAAAGCUCCAGAAGCAUCUCUUUUCUUUUACAAAAUUUUCUCCGCUGUGGUUGAAACUUUUACAUAUAGGAAGGAAAAAGAGAAGAAAUAUGUCUCAGACUGUGGUUCUAAAGGUGGCUAUGCCAUGUGAGGGAUGCGUGGGAGCUGUGAAGAGAGUCUUAGGCAAAAUGCAAGGUGUGGAGUCAUUUGAUGUGGAUCUGAAAGAACAGAAGGUAACAGUGAAAGGCAACGUGGAGCCAGAAGCUGUUCUUCAGACAGUCUCAAAGACAGGAAAGAAAACAAGUUUCUGGGGAGCUGAUGAGGCUGAAACCGCCAAGGCCUAAAUAUAACAAGCAAUAAAAGCAUCCUACAUGUUAUAAUAACUCUGUUUUAGCAGAGAUUCCCAAAUAAAAUAGAAAUCAUAUGUAAUACAAAGUCAAUAAAUCUAAUCUCUAAACAACCCUUUUGCUUUUUAAAA